UUAAUAAGCGACCCGAUGAUGACGUCACUAGAAAGCGCCACAACCUUUACCAGUAGCGCUACUGGAGCAUAUAGUCUUUAAGUGUUAUUUAAUUGUUUGUAGAAAUGCAGAGAGUGGCGGAGUGUGCUGUAAGACACGCGAGGAACUGUGUUUACGUAAACGGAGUAAAUGGCUCCGUGUUAUGUAGAAGAUACAGUGUCCUUCCUCCAGCACGUGAUGAAGAGGAGAAGGCCAUGUUGGAUAGGAUGCUGAGGGUUGACCACGCAGGAGAGUACGGAGCCAAUCGUAUCUACGCUGGCCAGAUGGCCAUUCUCGGAAGAACUCAGACAGGGCCUCUAAUCCAGCGUAUGUGGGACCAAGAGAAAAAGCAUUUGGAAAAGUUCAACACGAUCCUGGGUGAGCAACGGGUUCGACCGACAUUAUUAUUGCCGCUGUGGAAUAUCACAGGGUUUCUGCUAGGGGCCUGUUCCGCUCUUCUGGGUAAAGAAGGGGCUAUGGCCUGUACGGUCGCAGUGGAGGAGAGCAUCUCUGAGCACUACAACAGCCAAAUCAGAGCGCUGAUGGAGGACGACCCAGAGAGAUAUACAGAGUUACUGCAGAUCAUUAAAGAGUUUCGUGAUGAUGAACUGGAGCAUCAUGACACAGGAUUGGAGCAUGAUGCUGAAUCUGUGCCGGGAUAUUUCUUUCUGAAAACAUUUAUACAGACUGGCUGUAAAGCUGCCAUCUAUAUUUCUCAGCGUGUAUAGUGAGUUCACCUUUUUAAUAAUGCCUGGAAUGUAAAUACGGUUUUGUUUCUGUUAUUCGUGUACAGUAAGCGGUCGAUUCGCUCUUUAAAAGAGGCGCUGAUAAGUUAUGAUGCUAAAGAAAAUUGAGACGAUGUACAAUUUUUGAAGCAAUUUUACAAUUACAAGAAUACAAACUGUUUAUAAAAGCAACAAUUGAACGUGUUUGCACAUAUUUCUAUUGUUAAGUCCAGUCAUUUCAGAGGUGCGAGUUUUUUAGGCUCCACGUGUUGGUCAUACAAAUGCAGUGUAAUCAUGGUAGACGUUCAUGAGUCUUACGUAAAGAUCAUCAAACAAUAGCUCAUCUAUCUGAGAACAGAUCCCAAAGGCUGACUUUUUUUCUCCGUGUAUUUUUGUGUUGGAGUGUUGAAUGGGAAUCAAACCCCCGAUCUGGCAUGGCAUUGCCAGCAGCAUCCUUAAACUAUUUAAGACACAGAUGAAAGUAAGAGCUGAAUGAUUUAUCUGUCCUGUUAACCCGUUACUUCACCUCACAAUACAUCAGAUGAUUCCACCCUCGCAACACCCUGAACUAAACGGAGCUCUGCUUCCCCUGUAUAAACACUGACGUGUGUGUUCAUACAUCUCUUUUAGUUUAGCUCCUUCUGCACUUACUGAUUUUGUUUUAGGAUGGACUUCGAGAUGGCACAUUUUUUGUAACAAAUCUUUGUCCUAUAUCGACUCAAUUUGUUUGUAAAGUGUUUAUUCCUUGCCAGUGUUCUGAAAGGUUUCACCGUACAUAAUACAUUUCUGUAUUGUAUAAAUAAAGCUUCUGUUGUUGUAUUUUCCUUCACUGCAGUUAUGAGAGU
Molecule: messenger RNA, 1588 nt
Organism: Triplophysa rosa
Lineage: Eukaryota; Metazoa; Chordata; Actinopteri; Cypriniformes; Nemacheilidae
Gene: coq7
Product: coenzyme Q7 homolog, ubiquinone (yeast)
Exons: 6
Coding region: 105-746 (213 amino acids)
Biological process (GO): determination of adult lifespan; regulation of gene expression; regulation of reactive oxygen species metabolic process
Cellular component (GO): nucleus; mitochondrial inner membrane
Molecular function (GO): 3-demethoxyubiquinol 3-hydroxylase activity
Source: RefSeq, a predicted model, not a curated record